CUUUUUUGCUUUUUCCUUAAGGACAAAUUCAGUCUGGUCAGUACUGAAGCCGUUUGCCGUUGCUCCUAAUCAGCGUUACCUUGGAGAAGAAGAGAUGGGCCACACUACAGCAUUUGCCUGCCUGUGUCCAUAAUCCCACCAGUCUCCCCCUCUCCCUCCUCCUACUUCCCCACCUACCCACUCACUCUCCUGCAUACCUAUCCUCCCUCCCCUUUAUUCCCAGCACUCCUAGACACUACCGCUCCUUCAUUUGCACAAACUGCAACAUAAACCGAAAACCUAAUAGAAAGGGCAUCGCACCUUGCAAUUCAAAUAAAAAAUUGCAUGGAAACAGGACCCAUCAUCCUUGCAUUCUUAAGAGCUUCAAAGCAAGUCAGGAUGAGUGACAGCGCACGGUGAUGAUGGCGAAAAAGCAAGAUGCCCGGACGCCCACCCACAACCUGAUCGUGGUGGGUCUGUCCGGGACGGAGAAGGAGAAGGGCCAGUGCGGGGUUGGCAAGUCCUGCCUCUGCAACCGCUUUGUCCGCCCCAGUGCCGAUGACUUCUACCUGGACCACACUUCGGUGCUGAGCACCAGUGACUUUGGGGGCCGAGUGGUCAACAAUGACCACUUCCUCUUUUGGGGGGAAGUGAUGAGGCCAGUAGAGGAGGGAUGGGAGUGUCGGAUGCACGUGGUGGAGCAAACAGAGUUUAUUGAUGACCAAACUUUCCAGCCCCACCGCAGCACAGCCUUGCAACCCUACAUCAAGCGGGCUGCCUCCACCAAACUGGCUUCAGCAGAAAAGCUGAUGUACUUUUGCACAGACCAGCUGGGGCUGGAGCAGGACUUUGAGCAGAAGCAGAUGCCUGAAGGCAAACUUCUGGUGGAUGGCUUCCUCUUGUGUGUGGAUGUAAGCCGUGGAAUGAACCGCAACUUCGACGACCAGCUGAAGUUCGUCAACAACCUCCACAACCAGCUGGCCAAGACCAAGAAGCCUGUGGUCCUGGUGCUGACUAAAUGUGAUGAGGGCGUGGAACGGUACAUCAAGGACUCUCACACCUUCGCCCUCACCAAAAAGAAUCUGCAGGUGGUGGAGACGUCGGCACGCUCAAAUGUGAAUGUGGACCUGGCCUUCCUCACGCUGGUGCAGUUGAUAGACAAGAGCAGGGGCAAACCCAAGAUCAUCCUCUACUUUGAGGCACUCAAACAGCAGAGCCAGCAGAUCGCCACCUCAAAGGACCGCUACGAGUGGCUUGUGAGCCGCAUCGUAAAGAACCACAAUGAAAACUGGCCCAACAUCAGCCGGAGGAUGCAGUCCUCCCCAGAGUACCAGGAAUACGUCUUCUUGGAAGGCACGCAGAAGGCCAAGAAGCUCUUCUUGCAGCACGUGCACAGGCUCAAGCAAGAGCACAUAGAGAAACGGCGCAAGAUGUACCUCGGCACCUUGCCCCAAGCUUUGAACUUCCUGAUACCCGAGCUGGAGGAGAUCGACCGCCUCAGCUGGAGCCGGGUCCAGCACCUACUGGAGACGAAGAGAGACUUUCCGAACUGGUUUGUGGUCUUAGACGAGACCCCAUGGGAGGCCACGUUGCACAUAGACAACAUGGAGGACGAGCGCAUCCCCCUGGACCUUCUGGGCACUGUGGUGGCUGAGCAGGUCUAUGACGCCCACCUGCAGAGGUUGCGCAAUGAACGGAAGCGGGCAGAGAUGCGGCGGCUCUUCAAGGAGAGCUUGGAGACAUCUCCCUUCAUCACGGCUGGGAAACCCUGGGAAGAAGCACGCAGCUUCAUCAUGAAUGAGGAGUUCUAUCAGUGGCUGGAGGAACCAGAGUAUCUGGAUAUCUACAACCGGCACCAGAAGGAAAUCAUCGAGCGGGCAAAGGAGGACUUCCAGGAGUUGCUCCUGGAAUAUUCUGAGCUUUUCUAUGAGCUGGAGGUGGAUGCCAAGCCAAGCAAAGAGAAAAUGGGGGCCAUCCAGGAGGUCCUGGGUGAGGAGCAGAGGUUCAAAGCCCUGCAGAAGCUGCAGGCAGAGCGUGAUGCCUUGGUCCUCAAGCACAUCCACUUUGUCUACCACCCCACCAAGGAGACAUGCCCCAGCAGCUUACACUGUGGGGACAGCAAGAUAGAGCAGCUUCUGGCCUCCCGCUUCCUGGGACGGCCCCACCAUCAGGACAGUGGGAACCACAAGUCAUACACACCGUCGGGAGACAGCAAGGCCGACCGGAUCAACCUGGUCAUCCUGGGCAAGGACGGGCUGGCCCGAGAACUAGCCAAUGAAAUCCGGGCUUUCUGCACCAAUGACGACCGGUACGUGCUGGACGGAAAGAUGUAUGAACUCUCGCUGCGGCCCAUUGAAGGCAACGUUCGCCUACCUGUUAACUCUUUCCAGACAGCCUCUUUCCAGCCUCAUGGCUGCCUCUGCCUCUACAACUCCAAGGAGUCCUUGUCCUACGUCCUGGAGAGCAUAGAAAAGAGUCGGGAAUCCACUCUGGGCAGGAGGGACAACCACAUGGCACAGCUCCCCAUGACUCUCAUCCUGGUCACAAAGCGUGGGGUCGGUUCUGUAGGAGACAUAGGUGGAGAGACUACUCGCAGCCUGAUUUUCCAGGGCCAGCAGGUAGCCAGCAAGCUGCAGUGCGUUUUUUUAGAUCCAGCUUCAACAGGCAUGGGUUACGGACGUAGCGUGAAUGAGAAGCAGAUCAACCAGGUUUUGAAGAGUUUGCUCGACUCUAAACGGAACCUCAACCAUCCAAUUCCCAGCAUUAAAGACUUGCAGCAACAGCUGCAGAACCCUGAAGCAGACCUGCACAUCGUUAUGUGUGUAAUGUGCGGGGAUUCGUACGACGUGGACCAACUCCUGUCCCCUCUCCUGCUUCCCCAGCACUGCAGGCCUUCCCAGUCAUCUGCCAGCAGUGGGAGCUCAGUCCACCUUGAGCUAUCAGUAAGCGGCCAGCGACAGAGCAUUGACCUCUCCAUCCUCUCCUACCACUCCUCCUUCAGCGUGCGCAAGAGCCGGCUGGUGCAUGGUUACAUCGUAGUGUACUCUGCCAAGCGGAAGGCCUCGCUCGCCACACUGUGCGCUUUUCUCUGCGAGAUCCCGGAUAUCAUACCUGUGCAACUCCUAGCCGUCGGUGAGAGCCAGUCUGAGCUGACCGACUGCGAGGCAGUCAGGGACCAGCUGAGCCAAGGCGAAGAACUAGCCCAGGAGAUCGAAGGGAGGUUUGCCAGUGUGGUUUGUGACGGCAGUGGAGGCCUGCUCCUGCAGCAGCAGCACAGAGUAGACCUCUUCCACCCUUUCUUCAAAGAUGUGGUGGAGAAGAAGACGAUAGUGGAAGCCACUCACAUGUACGACAAUGUGGCGGAGGCCUGCAGCACCACCGAGAGCCUCCACUCCCCUAGAGGAGGGUCGCCCAGCCCGGUCACCACCCUGCUGGACUCGGAGGAUGACAUAGAGCCCUCUUCUCCUUAUGCUUCUCUCCGUGAGGACGGUACCUUCUCCUCUCAUGGUGGGGUCAAGCUCCCAUCCACCUGUGAACUGGAAGCCACUGACACCUUAUCCUUCAUCUCGGAGAUCAGGACCUUUGAGAGCAAGCUCAACAAUAAGGUGCCACCGCCAGUCCGGCCCAAGCCGGCGGGCCACUUCGACUUCCGCAAAGUCAACCUCAGCAGCUUCAUGGACCCAAGCAGCCACAGGCGCUCGCUCCCAUCGGCGGUCACAUGGGCCCCUGGGGACGGAGGCUACGACCCUUCAGAUUAUGCAGAGCCCAUGGAUGCAGUGGCCAAGCCUCGGCCCAGCGAAGAGGACACCAUCUACUCCAUUCCUGACGGCAUCACGCAAGGCAAGAUCAUCACGGUCCGCAACACCAACAAGACGCACUCGAACGGUGGGGGCAACGGGUCGGACAGCGAGGUGGACAGCAGCUCGCUGGAGCGUCGGCGCAAGCUCUCCUCCGUUGGCGCCAAGCCUCGGCUGUACCGAGACCGGUCCAAGCUGCUGGGCAAGUUCAGCAGUUUCCGCACCAGCUUCUCCAUCGGCAGCGACGACGAGCUGGGAGGACCGCCCAGGAAGAAGGCAGAGGACGAGAGCGGGCCAAACAAGGGCGACAACUCGGUGAUCGAGAACGAGGGAGAGGACCCCAAGAGGAGGAACAUCCUCAAGAGCCUUCGCAGGACCACCAAGAAAACUAGGCUCAAGCCUCGACACUCGCUUACCAAAGCCCCGAUGGAGAGCAACUAUUUUGGGGUGCCGCUGGUCAACGUGGUAUCGGCAGAGCGGCCCAUUCCUCUCUUCAUCGAGAAGUGCAUCAGAUACAUCGAAGCGACAGGGAUUAGCACUGAAGGAAUUUACCGAGUGAGUGGAAACAAGGCAGAGAUGGAGAGCAUGCAGAGGCAGUUUGAUCUGGAUCACAGUCUGGACUUGGCGGAGAAGGACUUCACUGUGAACACGGUGGCUGGAGCAAUGAAGAGCUUCUUCUCAGAGCUGCCUGAUCCCCUGGUGCCCUACAGCAUGCAGGCGGAGCUUGUGGAGGCUCACAAAAUCAAUGACCGGGAGCAGAAGCUGCACACACUCAAGGACGUUCUGAGGAAGUUCCCCAAGGAGAACCUGGAGCUCUUCAAAUAUGUCAUCAGCCACUUGAACAAGUGAGUAGAGUACAGGAGUUGUGA
Molecule: messenger RNA, 4645 nt
Organism: Polyodon spathula (Mississippi paddlefish)
Lineage: Eukaryota; Metazoa; Chordata; Actinopteri; Acipenseriformes; Polyodontidae
Product: rho GTPase-activating protein 35-like
Exons: 5
Coding region: 399-4625 (1408 amino acids)
Biological process (GO): signal transduction
Molecular function (GO): GTPase activity; GTP binding
Source: RefSeq, a predicted model, not a curated record